GGGAAGACUUAUGUAGCAAGUUCUAAGUGAAGUCUGAUAGAAAAGUGUGGCCUUCAGCCGUAGGAAAGACUUAUGUAGCAAGUGAAAAGUGAAUGAUUAAUAAAAUUCGGGACUUAGUGUUCAUAAGUGAAGAAAAAGAUUUCUUUUUAAAAAGUCAGAUGUGAAGUCCCGUAUAUUUGUGGCGCAGUCGUACGGAACACUCUACGUGCAGUGCUAGUUUUUGGAAGACAAUCUAGUGACAAAACCCGAUCCGUGGUAAUUGGACAGUAGUGCGAAAACCGAAAAUUAGUGUCGAAUUGACGACAUCGGACGUGCCGGUAACCAAGGACUAAAAGUGUAACUGACUUGUGCAGGAUUCAGCAUUAAGUGGACGUUUAGCCCAAUCCGUGGCGAAGCAAGAAACUAGUGACUAUCUCCAGCGAUCAUCAGGAACCAGGCUCUUGGAAACCAUCCCUCAACCCGUAGGUGAUUUGCGCCGCCCGACACGAAAACUGCAUCGGUGGGUUUCAACCCUUUAAGAGUGUCGAACCCUCGAAGAUGACACACAAACACCCGAUACUUUUUUGUCUUACAAUUAUGAUGUUUUUCAAUCCUAUUUACUCUGCUUACUUGGAAAUCCUUGAACUUAAUGAAAAUCCCGGUAUAGUUGCGUUCAAGACUAAUUCAGUCUUUAUAAAAGAAGGAUCUCACACACUAUUCCAUAGAUUUAAUUUAUUUUCCUUUACCGUCGUUCUCAAGCAGUAUGAAUCCAUUAUUUUGAGCAUUGAAGAAAACCCAAAGAUAGCAGAACUAGUUAAAAUUCUUAAACAAAAGCAGAGUCAGGCUUAUUUUAUCCUUGAAAAUUUAACCGCUAGAAGUAGAAAAACAAAACGAUCUCUUAAUUUUCUUGGGUCUACCUUAAAAAUGAUUACAGGGAAUCUCGAUAAUGAAGAUUUGUUAAAAAUAGAAAACCAACUUGAAAUUCUUAAAAAUUCAAAUAACAUUUUAGUAACAGAGAAUAAUGAACAAAUUCAAAUUAAUAAAUUGUUUGAGGAAAGGAUUAACAAUAUUACUAAACAAGCUUAUAGACAGUCUAGGGAAAUAGAUAGCAUCAUUAAACAGACAAGACUGAGCUUAGACAGAUCUAUCGAAUGGGAACAUCUCCUGCACCUACACAACAUCAUCUUCAACAUCGACAUGAUCAACCAGCAGCUGUCUACAAUUUUCGAGGCCAUUCAGUUGUCCAAGUUGGGUUUAAUUUCAAAGGCUUUCUUACAACCAUCAGAGCUAGAAUUUGCAACGAAUCUGUUGGAGUCACAAGGCGUUGUGAUUAACAGCUAUGACCAAGUUUAUGAGUUUUUGGAACCCAUAGCAUUCCACAAUAACUCAGACGUAAUCCUACUCAUAAAAAUUCCUAAAUUCAGGCAAGGAGAAUUUGUGCAACUCCAAAUAGAAGCCAUUCCACGACAGUUUAAAAUCAUACCGAUAAAUGCAACAAAAGCCAUUGUUGGUAACAAUGAGUCUUACCUAAUUUCCCAUCCAUGCAUGAACAUCGCGCAUAGCAUCAUCUGCGACGUCCAGAACUUGUUUAACACUUCAAAUGACGGAUGCUUACAUGAGUUACUAAGAGGAAAUACGGGUAACUGUACCUUCAUUAGAUCUCCAAUGAAACCUGACACAAAGGAAAUCGAAAAUCUCGGACUGUUAGUUAAAAACUCUGUUGAUCCGACUUCGAUGCAAAACAGUUGUGGAUAUGGUCCGAGGAAUUUAACAGGAACGUUUCUCAUAUCAUUUAGAGAUUGUUCCAUCACCCUCAACGGAAAAACCUUUACCAGCAAAACAUUCAGAAGAGAAUCCAAACCUGUCAUCUUACCCCUACAUUCAGAAUCGUCAUAA
Molecule: messenger RNA, 1875 nt
Organism: Aedes albopictus (Asian tiger mosquito)
Lineage: Eukaryota; Metazoa; Arthropoda; Insecta; Diptera; Culicidae
Exons: 3
Coding region: 538-1875 (445 amino acids)
Source: RefSeq, a predicted model, not a curated record